This is a messenger RNA of Pocillopora meandrina, 670 nucleotides long. The record is from the annotation of a GenBank genome assembly. Lineage: Eukaryota; Metazoa; Cnidaria; Anthozoa; Scleractinia; Pocilloporidae.
GGUGCCUUUUCUACCUAUUUAAGAAGUUUAAAGGACUCCCAAAAAAGAGGAAGGGUGACGGGAAAGAUUGAUCACAAGAUUGUGUGUCGGAGGCAGGGAAGAAUGAGAGAGGUAGGAAACCAGUUACAGUACAUGUAGCAUUCUUUUGCUACAAAAGAAUGCUACAUGUACUGUCUGAGACAACACUACGUCUUUGAUGAUGGCUUUUUGAUGGCUCUGAUAUCUAGGUUUAGUUUUUGGAAGUAAGUCAGUUAGUUUGAUGUCAAGUGCUCUUGAAUAUGUUCAUAAUACAAUCACUUUUAAUUUUUUUAUGGCUCAUGUAACCAUUUGGGCAAGUACAGGCUGUACAUUUCCAAAUUGUGUAUUUCCUUUUUAAAAGCAAUCUUAAACUUGUUUUCAAAGAGUUUGUAAGCAGACUGUUAAUGUGCGUAAGCAACUUUCACGAGAAACAAGGCAAUUUUUGGAAGCAAAGAUAUUAAUUUUGUCUUAUGUUUUCCAGAAAAUAGCUCGGCGAGUUUCUGCCGUGGACCAAAUAGGCUGGGAUGAAGCCAAACAAGAAAGAUGCAAAAAAUUCCUGAUCUUUGAGUACACAAGCUCAGAUGAAAGUGAGCUCUCCGAAGAUGAAACUGGGCCAGAUGUGAAAAGAUUUGUCACAAAGAGGUUGACAUGA